AUGGUUGGUCCUCAGCACAGUCCAGUCAAACAAGGCGCGGAUAUAUCCACAGGCAUAUUUGCCCGUCUUCUCAGGCGCUUUGGGAGAGUUGAUGUUGAUAGAGAAGAGUCUAGAGUGAAGCAAACGAAACCUAAAGCGGCCUGCAGACAGACGUCAUCCCCUGAAAAUGUCCUAAACAAGGUGCAGGCCAACGAGGAAGAGGAGAGGCUGAAUAGAGAACUGGAGCUAACUACCAAGGAGAGAAAUGAGCUGACAGAUCGCCUCCUUUAUGUGACAGGUGGAUCCAUGAGCAAGAGCCCCUACUUCAGGCCAAAUCCAUUUUAUGAAAACUUGAAGAUAAAGGAGAAAGAGGUCAUGUCAUUACUGCACAACUUAGACACAAAGAACAUUGAACAUCGUGAGAAAUUUCAGGAGCUCAAGAAGGAGAUUAACUUCUAUCGCAACCUGCACAGCCGGCUCCUGAUGGACCAGGCAUGUAUGAAGAAGAAGUUGGUCACAUUGAAGCAGGAGAGCAAGGAGUUAGAGCGAUAUUUGUUUGAGUUGAACCCGAAUGCUGAAGACGAACAGGAGAAGACCAGCAACCUCCAGACCCAGCAAAAUUUGGUAGGAACAAGCAGCUGAGUCAGAUUAACAAUGUCUGAUACCAUUUGCCUAUUGGAUACAUCUUUGCUUCCCCUAUCAUCUUUCUAAUCUCCCCACACCCAAUCAGUCACCCACCUCAUGUGAUAGAGUUAUUCAUUGCUCUGUCUAUGCACAAGUAUUCUGGGAUGUUAACCACUUUUCAGAAACUGAAUUAUGGGCAAGUACACUUCUCUGCCCUUUUUGAAACUGCAGUCCAGAAAUGGUGACAGAGGAAUAACAUAUCACAUGACUGCA
Molecule: messenger RNA, 876 nt
Organism: Rattus norvegicus (Norway rat)
Lineage: Eukaryota; Metazoa; Chordata; Mammalia; Rodentia; Muridae
Source: RefSeq, a predicted model, not a curated record